UAAUUACUGAAGAGAGAGGGGUAUUGGGAAGAUGUAUAGAUCAGGAAGCGCUAAUAGAGUAUGGGAUGAUUACGUGAAGUACGAUUCAUCUUCUUCUUCAUCGAAACAUUCUCUUGCAAUUAUUAAAGGUUUGUCUCUAGAAACAAACAAUGUUGAAUUCAAUGAGCCGCCAAUAUCCUCCGAUCACGCGGCCAAGAAAGAAAGGGCUCGUACAAAGCUUGCUGAGAAUGCCGUCCAUUUAAUCCCUUUGGUUCUCUUCCUUUGUGCUUUCGUUCUUUGGUUUAUAUCCAAUCCCGAUAUUGAAGUUCCGAUUGGUGGGGAUGCGGUGGCGGCGAGAAUAGAGGGAAUGACGAUAGAAGGUGACAUGGAUAGUAGUGAUGGUACACAAACAGGGAAUUUGCCACUGGAAUUAUUGAAUGAGAUUGAUACGACCACAAAAAAUCAAAAUAGAAAUUACCGCCCAUGAGACUAUAAUAAUGGUAUGAUUCUAAGAAUGGAUCAUUUUUGGAGUUCAUGCAAUCAUGCGUCUUUGAAAUGAUCAUUUUAGUUACAGAAUUAUUAUAUAUUACUAUGGAUUGUAAAUUAAUAGAUAUAGAUAUUUGGGCAAUCAUUUUUUUUUACUUUCCAUAUCAUUUUCUUCUAGCAAAAUCACAUGAAGAUCAAAUCAUUAGUGAUUUUAUUAAGAAUUUUCUAAUUGUUCAGGAAGUUUUGACAGUUCAAUUUCUAAGUAUUGUAGCUCCAUUUCUAAUAUAUCUAAAUAAAUCGAAGUUUCCAUAUGUACUGUACUCUAUCGGUG
Messenger RNA from Cuscuta europaea, 796 nucleotides. The record is from the annotation of a GenBank genome assembly. NCBI's taxonomy places the organism in Eukaryota, Viridiplantae, Streptophyta, Magnoliopsida, Solanales, Convolvulaceae.